Spathaspora passalidarum NRRL Y-27907 is the source of this 1441-nucleotide messenger RNA. Its product is annotated as coatomer subunit epsilon. The transcript has a single exon. Gene Ontology annotation, biological process: endoplasmic reticulum to Golgi vesicle-mediated transport; intra-Golgi vesicle-mediated transport; retrograde vesicle-mediated transport, Golgi to endoplasmic reticulum. Gene Ontology annotation, molecular function: structural molecule activity; protein binding. The record is from RefSeq and is a predicted model, not a curated record. Gene Ontology annotation, cellular component: COPI vesicle coat. Lineage: Eukaryota; Fungi; Ascomycota; Pichiomycetes; Serinales; Debaryomycetaceae. The coding region runs from base 30 to 956 and encodes 308 amino acids.
AUACACAACAACAACACUACAUCAACAUCAUGGACGAAUUCAACGAUUCAAGUGAAUUGUACACUAUAAGAAACCAAUUCUAUUCCAAUCAACACAAUGCAGUGAUCUCCUAUUCUCUUGAUCAAUUUUCGAGUCAGUAUCAACUUAAAGUUUUGGAAUUCCAAAUUAGAUCUACUGUUGCCCUUGGUCAAGACGCCUCAGAAUUGAUUGACCAUGGUAAGGUAUUGUUCCCUGAAGAAGAAGAAUUAUUUCAGUUAUUAUCUGCACACAACGACUUACAAUCAUUUGGCACUGAUCUGUCUACAUAUUUCCAAGAUGUUAAGCAAGGGAAGUUUGAAUUACAAACUGUACUUACAGCCAUAUACUUGGUUAAAUAUGAACAAGAUGUUAAUCAAGCAGUGUCUAUUUUGAACGAAUAUAUUAACCUGGACAGAUAUAAUAUUGGAGAAUUGGAACCAUUUUUGAUUCUUAUGAAUUUAUACUUGUAUCUUGGUAAAAUUGACCAAGCUGCCAAAUUAUUUGAACAUUUGAAAAUUUUCCCAAGUUUCAUUCGUGAUUCAAUUAUUUAUCACACUUUUGAAGCUUGGUAUUUGGCAGUCAAGGGUGAAUCCGACAAUAUCAACAAUUCAUAUUACUUUUAUGAUGAAUUGUUGAAUUUAGACUACGAAAAUGAUCCAAUUGGUAAGCAAAAAAUAUUAACUGCCUUGUUUGCCUUAACCUUACAAAUGAGACAUUUACCUGAAGCUCAGGAAUUAUUAAAUCAAAUUAGACAAUUGAAUGUAACCAGUGGUGAUUUUAUUGCUAAUGAAAUUUGUUAUAAUUAUUUAACUGGUUCAAAUGAUACCAGGGAAUUGUUGCAACAAUUAUACCAAAUUGAGCCAAAUCACCAAUUAUUGCAAGAUUUUGCUGAAAAGACAAAAGUAUUUGAUGAAAUUGUUGGAAAAUAUACUGCUUAAAUAGAUCGUAAUAUAUGUUUUGCCUUUUGGGUAUAGAAUGUAAUCAGUAAUGUAUUAUCCGAGAUUUACUACAACACAACACGGUCCAGAGGAGCUUGCUUUAUGGAUGACGUCCAGGAUAACUCCUAUCGAAAUAUUGGUUGACAUUGUAAUUCGGUGAAUUAAAUAUAACUGUUUUGUCGCUCUCGAUUCUUAUUAGCAAUUCAGAGCUUUGGGUGAUUUCAAUCACAAAUAUACGUGGUUUAAGCUUAUAAUUCAAGAACAAAUUUCCUUCACACCCACUCGACCGCCCACCCACGCUUCAGGAAAGUUGCCAUCCAAAUCUAUCCAUUAUUACAUAGUACUUGUUUGUAAGCAACUAAAUUCCUAUUGUUACUGUGAUUGAAUUAGUUUGUAAGCAGGAAUACUUGUUAGAAACUAAACAAUUGAGGCUUUCCUGGAGAUAAGUGCUAAAUAUACCUGUUUACAAAAGUGUUGUUAUCUCC